Molecule: messenger RNA, 1829 nt
Organism: Trametes versicolor FP-101664 SS1
Lineage: Eukaryota; Fungi; Basidiomycota; Agaricomycetes; Polyporales; Polyporaceae
Product: galactose mutarotase-like protein
Exons: 11
Coding region: 7-1305 (432 amino acids)
Biological process (GO): beta-D-galactose catabolic process via UDP-galactose, Leloir pathway; glucose metabolic process
Molecular function (GO): aldose 1-epimerase activity; carbohydrate binding
Source: RefSeq, a predicted model, not a curated record
CCAGUCAUGGCCGCCUCAGACCCGUCGUUUGCGCCCAUACUUCUCACUCUUCCCUCGCUCACCCCAUCUCUUGCGCUCGAGGUUCUGCCCGCUGGGCUUACCCUUCACCGUCUGUUCGUCCAGGCAGAUGGCAAGACCCAUGACAUCCUGAUCGGACCUGAGGACCCUGCGGGUCACAUUACCCAGAAGUACACCAACACAAUUAUCGGCCGCUACGCCAACCGUCUUCCCGUGGGAUCCUUCGCGGUCGAGCGCAACGGAAUCCACUCUGUAGUCUCGCCCAAGCCCAACGAAGCCCCGACCGUAUCGCUCCACGGCGGGCCAAAGGGCUUCGACCAGUAUCCAUGGGAGCCGCUCGUAGACCCCUCCACGGCUGAACUCUUCACCCCGGCGGAGCUCGCCACGAUCCAGACGCGCCUUCCAACCUCUAUCAUAUUCAAGCGCAUCUCUGAGGACGGCGAAGAGGGGUAUCCUGGUCGUCUGCUCAUCGAGGUUCUCGUCGGUCUGGCGCAGCCAGAAGGGCCGGCCAAUCCAACUGCCGAUGGAAAGAAGGAGUGGAACCUCGGCAGCGUACUUAUUGUCUACCGCGCCAAGCUCUUGGACGAGAAGAAGGUCACGCCCAUCAACCUCACGCAGCAUUGGGGCUUCAAUCUUGACGCGUCGCUCCAAGAUGGUCCGGAUCCGCUCACUAUCAAGGACCACACCAUUUCUCUCAAGGCUGAUCACACCGUUGAGCUGAACUCUGAGGCGCUCUCGACUGGAACUCUUCUCCCUGUGGCGGGUACCCACCAUGCACACGCGGAGAAGUCCAGCGGACGCAUUGGCGAACAGUUCCCCGAGCAAGGCUACGAUGAGUUCUACCUGUUCUCUGCCCGCGCAGCUCCCCCGCCGCCCUCCGUUCUUCCAGCAUCCGAGCUUACACCCGAGUUGGACUUGGUCGGCGCGGCGCUGUCACGCGACGGCCCUGCCGGAGAGGAGCUCGUCUCCCUCGCGAGCGGAAAGAGCGGGCUCCGCCUUGGAUUCGCUUCGAACCAGCCCGGCGUGCAGUUCUACUCGAACAACCUCUCCGUCCCGGAGAAGGGCGCGCGGAAGAAGAUCCAUGGCGGCUCGGGCGCCAUCGGCGACGGCUACCCCGCAGGCACCGCUGCGUUCCUCGAGUUCCACGCGCCGCUCGCGGCGUGGAUCCACCCACAGACGCGCGGGCCGACGGGCGAGGACUCGCUCCUCGCGUCCGGGGAGGUGUACAAUAACUUCGUGCGUCUGGACGUGUGGUAUCGUGAGGGUACCGCCUCUGGUGGUAACUAAGACAUGACUGCACCGGGCCAGGGAGAGGAGGAAUAUGAGAAGAAUGUACGCUGUAUGAUCUUUGUGUCAAGAUGCUGAUUUUUGGAUACAUUGUUUUGAAAUUCUGGUUUACGACUGUCGCAAUGCGAUGUCCGACGGCGCGUCGGAACUCCUGCUGUCCCAGGUGGACAUUCCCGAACAGCAAGAAUCGGGAAGCCUUAGCGUCGUGCAGCCUGAAGAGUGCGCCAGGCUUGUUCUGCAGCUAUCUCUCGGGCCCCACCGACACUGAGCGCAUUUCCCCGUCCAUAUUCAAUGCCGUUGAUCCAUACGCUUGCAGUCCAUGCAGGGGCAUCCACAGGCCCUGACCGCGCCUCGGUCCACUGGACGUUCGCAAGUCUGUUCUGCUGAACGUAGUUGUUGAACUCCAUGCGCCAAUGUUGCGACAUGUCGGCUUUCACUCCAGGCUGUGGUUAUGGGAGCGCUGAUGAGGUUUUGGCUUCGAUAGAGACGUGUGCAGAUGCCACUACGCCGCUGGCUAGCCCGAG